Messenger RNA from Andrographis paniculata, 2313 nucleotides. RefSeq lists its product as uncharacterized. The coding region runs from base 24 to 2171 and encodes 715 amino acids. Gene Ontology annotation, biological process: protection from non-homologous end joining at telomere; interstrand cross-link repair; double-strand break repair via nonhomologous end joining. The transcript has 10 exons. The record is from RefSeq and is a predicted model, not a curated record. Gene Ontology annotation, molecular function: protein binding; 5'-3' DNA exonuclease activity; damaged DNA binding. Lineage: Eukaryota; Viridiplantae; Streptophyta; Magnoliopsida; Lamiales; Acanthaceae.
CCUUCGGAUCGAAGCUCCUUGCAAUGGCGUCUAAUCGCCUGUCAAAAUCCAAGAUCAACCCCUGCUCUUCGUCUUCUUCACUGAAUAUCGGCGCAACCUUUGCCGGAAUCGAUGAUGCUGAUGAUUUUCAAGAUUUUCCUUCGUCCUGCUUCUCCUCUUCUUGCAGAACCAUCCCGCUUCCAACGCCGCUCAAGCCGCAUAAAUCAAGCACUGUUCGUCCAUCCAAGAAGCUGAAAAAGGGAAAGCCUGUUAAUCCGGGGAAGGAAAACUGCUACUUUGAUGUGGCAGAGGCAGAUUCGAGGGUUUGUGGGUUGGAUUCAAUCGAGCCAACGCUCGUUUUGUUGUAUACGGAGAGGCUUAGUGAUGAUUUACUCAGUGAUAAUUCCGAAGGUUUGAAAUUAUUGAAUUCCUCCCGAGAGGCGGAGGAGAACGUCUGUGAUGAAGAAUUUUAUGAGGAGGGAAGCACGGAGCUUGACGAGCUGCUCAAGCUGUGUGCUGAAGUGGAUGAGCCGAGCAAUGGUAAUUCCAAACCUGAUACCGAAGGGAAAUUUGCGGUUAUGGUUUCUUGUCCUCUUUGUGGAGCUGAUAUUUCGGGGCUGAGUGAUGAUAUGCGGCAAAUUCACACUAAUGAGUGCCUUGACAAAGGGGAGGACCGGAAGGAUGGUAAUGCUGGUGAUGAUAGAACAGCUCCAUAUCAAUGCCCUGGGCAGGUGGUUGAUGGUUCUCCUGUUAAAUCUAAUCUUGAAGUUGCUACUGUAUCUCCUUUGGUAGAAUGGCUCAAGAAAUUGGGCCUUGCAAAAUAUGAAGAGAUCUUUGUAAGGGAAGAGAUUGAUUGGGAAGCACUCCAGUGUCUGACAGAAGAGGAUCUAUAUAACAUUGGCAUUACAGCACUUGGUCCACGAAAAAAGAUUCUUCAUGCUCUCAAGGAGCUAGAAAACAGCACCACCAUGAUUGUUGAACCUAAGACAGAAGGCUCCAAAGGCUCAGCUGAUAACUCUAGAGUAGGAGCAAACAAGUUGAUAACUGAUUACUUCUCAGAUCCCACUUCUCGAAGAAAACGAGAUGGCAAUACUACCAGCAUACAAAAUAAUGUGACGAAUAAACCAAUUUCUACAGCUAAGAAAGUUGAAAGGAAAGAUGUCAGGAAGGGGAAACAGAAAAAUGUUCCUGUGUGGUGUUGCAUACCAGGAACUCCUUUUCGUGUGGAUGCAUUUAAAUAUCUAAGAAGAGAUUGCUCUCAUUGGUUUCUUACUCACUUCCAUUUAGAUCAUUAUCAAGGACUUACCAGGUCCUUUUGUCAUGGGAUGAUUUAUUGUUCCGCAAUUACUGCAAAGUUAGUUAAUCUGAAGAUAGGAAUUCCAAGGGACAAAAUUCAAGUUUUGCCUCUCAACCAGAAGAUAAAUAUUGCAGGAAUAGAUGUGACAUGCUUCGAUGCAAAUCAUUGUCCCGGCGCAAUCAUUAUCCUGUUUGAACUACCCAGUGGUAAGCAUGUUUUGCACACUGGAGACUUUCGGUUUUGCAAGGAAAUGAAGAAUCUGUCUAUGCUGCAAACUCAUCCAAUCCACACUCUAAUUCUCGACACAACCUACUGUAAUCCACAGUAUGAUUUCCCUGAACAAGAUUCAGUUAUCCAAUUUGUGAUCGAUGCAAUCCAAGCUGAAGCAUUUAAUCCGAAAACUUUGUUUCUAAUUGGCAGCUACACCAUUGGAAAAGAAAGGCUGUUUGUAGAGGUUGCUACAGCUCUCCGCAAGAAAAUCUAUGUAACGGCAGCAAAGCUGCGCAUUCUUGAAUGUCUAGGCUUGCCUCAAGAACACAUGCAGUGGUUUACAUUAAACGAACAGGAAAGCCACAUUCAUGUUGUUCCCAUGUGGAGCAUUGCUAAUUUCAAACGACUGAAGCACAUGUCGAACCAUUACAUGGGACGAUUCAAUCUGAUAGUUGCUUUCUCACCCACCGGCUGGUCGAUGGGAAAGGGAAAGAAGUCCACUGGAAGAGGAAGACGGUGGCAACAGGGCACCAUUAUAAGAUACGAAGUGCCGUAUAGCGAGCACAGCAGUUUCACGGAGCUGAAGGAGUUCGUUAAAUUCAUUUCUCCGGUUAACAUCAUACCGAGCGUAAAUAAUCACGGCCCGGAUGCUCACCAGUCAAUGGUUUCCCAACUCUUGGCUUAGCUGAGGUUAUAGGUACAUAUAAAGAUUUAAAAACAUCUGAAGUUUUGGCCUUGUGCUAAAUCUAUUGUAUGUGACAUUAUAUUAUCUCCAUUUUUGCAAUGUCGGUUUUCUGAGCUAUUGAAUUAAGAAGUUUAUUGCUGGA